AUGUCCGUGGUGCUGGAUGUGAAUACCAUUAUGACGGCCCUGUGGCCGUCAGCCAGAGGGAAGGUGACGCGGUCGACAGGGCAGAUUCUGGAAAUCACUCUAGUCGACAAGGGGACAACGCGAUUCACUCAUGUCGUCUUUGACCCCACGGACGAGGCGACGUUUUACGCGAGCAGUAGUGAGGGGCUUGUGUAUCUGUUUUCUCUUCGCAAGAACGCUGUGAAACUCUUCGCGGCUCUUGAGUAUCCAAUCGCCUCAAUGGCACGUUGUGGCAACGGGGCGAAUCCACUGUUUGUGUGUGCAACGGAGGAUUUGAGCCUUGUUUGGUUGGAUUGCAGGACGAGCCGCAUUCUUCAAAGAGUGAAGACACCGCAUCUUCACGCUGUUCAUAUGAUGCAUGCUCCGGUUGGUUUGGGUUCUUCUUGGUUGGCCACCAUUUCGCGAGAUGCAUUGGCUCUAUGGGACGCCACACAAAUGGCGUGUCAAGUGCAUAGCCACAUAACGACAGCAGACGCGAUACAUGACUUUUUGAGCGUGCACGCCGAGGCGAACCUUCUUUUGACGGUGGAGAAUUCUGGAGUCGUCAGGACAUGGGACACUUUUACUUUAAUGCCAAUAAACACCGUAAAGGUUGAGAUGCGUCCACGCACAGCAGCGGCAUGCCAAAAGUAUAUCGCUCUUGGAUUUUCGAAUGCAACUGUCGGUUUCUUGAAAAUCCCAGAUUUGUCUUCUAUUUGUUGUGUUCAGCUUUCUACGGCACCUGCGGCAACGCGUUCUCUCUCAAUUAUAAACGACGAUCUUCUUGCUUGUGAACUAACAGAUGGCACCGUUGUUUUUUUGUUGGUCAGUAACUACAGCGUGGCCUUUGCAAUGGCUGCAUCAUGCAGUGGUGUGGCGUGUAGAGGCCCUGCAUCUUUUAGCGUAUCAGGUCCGUCCUUUGGUGUGUUUUUGCGUGGCAAUCAGUUGACUCUCUUUUAUCUUCCCAUAGCUCGUCAGUACUACCUGCGACGGACAAAGUGGAAUGGUGCAGACCCAAAUCCGGCAUUGCCGCAGCAGCUAUAUCCCUUUCUGCGGCAAGGAGAGAGCACUCGUGCGACGGGACCCGCAGAACAGGAGCAGAAAAGUAUUAGGGACACCACCCUUCCGCGUCCCGCCAUUCAUCUGAGCGAACAGCAAGUGUCUAAAUGGGUAAAGGUGGAUCUUCUGCGUCCAUCUACUGCAGCUACAGCUGCCAAGGAAGUUGGAAGCCGAACUUGUGUAGCCUCAUCCCAUAAAUUUGAAGCGCCUUUCAAGGGAAGAAAGGCAGGUGCCGAGAUGGGUGCGAAUGAGAUGAAGGAAAACGAACUAUCGCAGAGGCCAUUCUUGGAUAGGGCAUCUCGGGCCGCCAACAUGAAGUAUUUGAAACGUCUGCUUAUGAGCUAUGGAAUGUUUCCAGAGAAAUUUCGAUCUCUUAUUUGGCGGUUUCUUCUGCAACUCUCAGAGCGACGCUUUACGGCCCCACAGUACACUCAGCUUCUCAGCAAAGGGACGCAUAGAUCAGUUCAUUCUCUCUUAAGGCCUUUUCCUUUGGCCAACAAAAAGAUGCGAACUGCAAUGGAGAAUGUCCUGUCAAUAUUGGCGUGGCAUGUGCCUUUUUUUGCUGUGAUUCAUUUUUUGCCCAUGAUUGUUUACCCCUUUUUGCAAGUAUACGGGGAUGACAUACAAUCGACGGUGGAGGUUGUCCUUGUUGUUUUGUCCAAUUGGGGACAGGAGUUCUUUCAAUAUUACCCGCAACAUCCAGUUGCUCUCACCGCAUUACUCAACCAGCUGCUUCGUACCGAGGAUGCAGAGCUGCACAGCCACCUCGAUCAAUGUGGAGUCAUGGCUGAAGAAUGGGGCUGGGAACUGCUGAAAUCGUUCGACACCGAUAUCCUCACCACUGCAGCAUGGUUACAAGUGAUGGACCACGUCUUCUUCAACAGGCCAAUUUGGUUUUUCCUUUUCCAUGUACGGUGGCUUGUAAGUCUUCGUGCAAAGCUAAUGAAAUUGUAUGAACAUCAAGAGCUUUUGGCCGCUUUUAGCGCAGCACAAUCUAUUAAUGUCAACAAAGUCAUUGCGGAAGCCUAUGGUCUGUAUGGCCGAUAUCCCACGGGAGAUUUGACUGAACCGUAUAGGGAACUCCAUUCGUUCGUCGACUAUGCAUAUCCUGUUGCAUGGAAAAUUAACAAGGAGACGAUUACCAGAAAGUUGGCGGAUUUUCAGCAGUCCCUUCAGCACGAAGGGCAGGAAGCGGAACUUUGCCGUGAACUUCAGGGUAUUCGCGAGCAGAUGACGGAGGCCGAGGUGCUGGAAGAUGUGUUUGUUGAAAAGAGACGUGCUGAAUUUGCCGCCCAACUCAUCAUGGCGAACGAUCAUUUGCAAAACGAAGUGGCUCGUGAAAAGGAGAAGCAACGGGCGCGUGAACUGAAAAAUGUGGUUCGAAUUCAGGCAGCGCAAAAGCAUCUCCAGCAUGCAGACCGUUUAGAAGCGCUUAAGGAGGAACUCAUCUCCACGCGCGUUCAAGUUGCCGACCUUGCGGAACUCAGGGAGAAGGAGACAAGGCACUGGAAGUUGGCGGAAUCCCUGACAGAUCAUGAGGUCCGUCGCCUCGAAGAAGCUGCUCGUGAACGCCUUGUAAAGGCAAAGCGGGCCAUCGAAGAGGCCGAAAAAAAGAGUUCUCCGCAGUCAGGGGAGGGUGAGAGUGGCUCGAUUCCUGUAGUAACAACUCCACCAGUGGUGACGGCAGCGCGGAGUCCCUUAGAGAUGGCUAUAAAAACUCCACGGACACCUAUAGUGUCACGCGGUCCUGUGCAGGUGUACCGCACGAUGCAGAGCUGUGCAACUCGUGGAGUGAAUGAAACCCAUUGGUCAGAGCAUCAUCAAGAGCGUUUAACAGGUGGGCAGCCACCAACUCCUCCAGCUUUGUCCUCAUUUGUGCCAGUUAGAAGUCCCUUAUAUGAUAACCUGUUUGACGACGCUGUGCCUGGGAGUCAGAGCGAGACGAAGUGGCCAACAAACGUUCAUGCCCCAUCGCAGAGACGGCGACCUUCGAGUGACCAUGACGAACACUCGUCUGCAGGAACUGUAUUGCUUCGUUCCCGUGGCUCUACGGCCUACCGGUUGCCACGUCCGCCCCAUGAAAGACUGAGCAUGACACUUGAAAGAGGGCAUAGAUGA
Messenger RNA from Trypanosoma rangeli, 3195 nucleotides. RefSeq lists its product as uncharacterized. Gene Ontology annotation, cellular component: centrosome. The record is from RefSeq and is a predicted model, not a curated record. NCBI's taxonomy places the organism in Eukaryota, Euglenozoa, Kinetoplastea, Trypanosomatida, Trypanosomatidae. Gene Ontology annotation, molecular function: protein binding. The transcript has a single exon. The coding region runs from base 1 to 3195 and encodes 1064 amino acids.